Molecule: messenger RNA, 5669 nt
Organism: Myotis myotis
Lineage: Eukaryota; Metazoa; Chordata; Mammalia; Chiroptera; Vespertilionidae
Gene: HDAC9
Product: histone deacetylase 9
Exons: 13
Coding region: 411-2246 (611 amino acids)
Biological process (GO): negative regulation of transcription by RNA polymerase II; chromatin organization
Cellular component (GO): histone deacetylase complex
Molecular function (GO): histone deacetylase activity
Source: RefSeq, a predicted model, not a curated record
GCUGCCGCCCUCCGAGCUGCAAGCCCGGCGCGGCGUCCCCGGCCGCGGCGCGUCCCGCACUCGGCGCAGCGCGCACGGACCCGGCCCCCGCUCCCGCCGCGCUCGCCCCCGACUCCUCCUCCGGCGCCCGGCGCGGCCGCCAAGUCCCCGCCGGCGGAGCAGGGACCGUCCCCGAGUCAACUUUCAGUCCCCCCUCGGCGUCUGCCUUGGCCAUUCUCUUCUGGAAAGAUGGCUGUUUGGAGACGGGGGAGAAGUUAGGGGGUCGCCGCGCGGGGCGAAGGAGGGCGCGACCGCCUCGGCAGGAGCGGGCGGAGGUUUCUCUUCCCCCAGCCCCUCGGGACCGAAAUUGCCAGCUGCAGGAAGGCUGUGAAUCCACAUCCCGCCCAUCAGUCCUCCUCCUGACUCCCACGAUGAGCUCGCCAGUGCAGCCCGAUGGGGUGGCUGGACGCGAGCAGCUCUUGGCUCAGCAGAGAAUGCACAGUAUGCUCAGCUCAGUGGAUGUAAAGUCGGAGGUUCCUGUGGGCCUGGAGCCCAUCUCCCCUUUGGACCUACGGACGGACCUCAGGAUGAUGAUGCCCGUGGUGGACCCUGUCGUCCGGGAGAAGCAGCUGCAGCAGGAGCUACUCCUCAUCCAGCAACAGCAGCAGAUCCAGAAGCAGCUCCUGAUUGCCGAGUUUCAGAAGCAGCACGAGAACUUGACACGGCAGCACCAGGCGCAGCUUCAGGAGCACAUCAAGUUGCAACAGGAACUUCUAGCCAUAAAACAGCAACAAGAACUCCUAGAAAAGGAGCAGAAACUGGAGCAGCAGAGGCAAGAACAGGAAGUAGAGAGGCAUCGCAGAGAACAGCAGCUUCCUCCUCUCAGAGGCAAAGAGAGAGGACGAGAAAGGGCAGUGGCAAGUACAGAAGUAAAGCAGAAGCUUCAAGAAUUCCUGUUGAGUAAAUCAGCAACAAAAGACACUCCAACUAAUGGAAAAAAUCAUUCCGUGAGCCGCCAUCCCAAGCUCUGGGCUGCCCACCAUACAUCAUUGGAUCAAAGCUCUCCACCCCUGAGCGGAACGUCUCCGUCCUACAAAUACACAUUACCAGGAGCACAAGAUGCAAAGGAUGAUUUCCCCCUUCGGAAAACUGCCUCUGAGCCCAACUUGAAGGUGCGGUCCAGGUUAAAACAGAAAGUGGCAGAGAGGAGAAGCAGCCCCUUACUCAGGCGGAAGGAUGGAAAUGUUGUCACUUCAUUCAAGAAGCGAAUGUUUGAGGUGACAGAAUCCUCAGUCAGUAGCAGUUCUCCUGGUUCGGGUCCCAGUUCCCCAAACAAUGGCCCAACUGGAAAUGUCACUGAAAAUGAAACUUCGGUUCUGCCACCGACUCCUCAUGCGGAGCAAAUGGUUUCACAGCAACGCAUUCUGAUUCACGAAGAUUCCAUGAACCUGCUAAGUCUUUAUACCUCUCCCUCUUUACCCAAUAUCACGUUGGGGCUGCCAGCAGUAUCAGCCCAGCUCAAUGCUUCAAAUUCACUCAAAGAAAAACAGAAGUGCGAGGCCCAGGCACUUAGGCAAGGCGUUCCGCUGCCCGGGCAGUAUGGGGGCAGCAUGCCGGCGUCUUCCAGCCAUCCCCACGCCGCUCUCGAGGGGAAGCCCAACAGCAGCCACCAGGCUCUCCUGCAGCAUUUACUGUUGAAAGAACAAAUGCGACAGCAGAAGCUUCUUGUAGCUGGUGGAGUUCCCUUACAUCCUCAGUCUCCAUUGGCAGCAAAAGAGAGAAUUUCACCCGGCAUUAGAGGUACCCACAAAUUACCCCGUCACAGACCCCUGAAUCGAACCCAGUCUGCACCAUUGCCUCAGAGCACAUUGGCUCAGCUGGUCAUUCAGCAGCAACACCAGCAGUUCUUGGAGAAGCAGAAGCAAUACCAGCAACAGAUCCACAUGAAUAAACUGCUUUCGAAAUCUAUUGAACAACUGAAGCAACCAGGCAGGCACCUGGAGGAAGCGGAGGAAGAGCUGCAGGGGGACCAGGCGAUGCAGGAAGACAGAGCGCCCUCUAGUGGCAACAGCACUAGGAGCGACAGCAGUGUUGGUGUGGAGGACACACUGGGACAAGUUGGGGCUGUGAAGGUCAAGGAGGAGCCAGUGGACAGUGAUGAAGAUGCUCAGAUCCAGGAAAUGGAAUCUGGGGAGCAGGCUGCUUUUAUGCAACAGGUAAUAGGCAAAGAUUUAGCUCCAGGAUUUGUAAUUAAAGUCAUUAUCUGAACAUGAAAUGCACUCCAGGUUUUGGUCAAUGGAUAUAAUUUCCUAUCACUGAAUAAUUUGAUUUUAGUGUUUAAGGGUUCUAACUAAUGUGUAUAUAUCUAUAUAGAGGUCUCUCUCUGUACUGAUCUCUGUAUAGAUAUCAAGGUUUCAUUGAAAUUUCACGGGCCAGGAAAUACCUGCUACACUAAUACGAUACCACAUAGUUAUCCAAGUAACUAACAGGCUUUAAAUCCAUCCUCAAGCCUGCCACAUCAAUUACUUCUAAGGAAAACGAACUCACUGUUGUUUUAGUUUCUCUGUUGAGAUCAGUGACUGCUGGAUAGUGUCCCAGUCUGAUCAAUGACACAUUCUAUUAGUUCUUGAUUUCUUUUUGAUAUGUAGAAUUCAAUUUUCCCAGCGUUGUACAUAAUGUAUCAUGCUACAGUCUUGAACACUGUUAAAGGUAGUCUGCCCCUUCCUUCCUCUCUCAUUUCUGUUAAGUGAAAUGUUCUGGUUACCAUGCCAAUAGUCCUAGGUUACUGUAUAGAUUGCAAUUGAAAAUAUUAGGAAUAGAGGUGGUUUUAAAUAUAUAGAUGCAACGUACAGCACUAUUUUAAAUAUUACAUGAUGUCUCACCGAACACUGCUCAUUUUACUUUAUCUUGUGUUAUUUGAUGACACUGUCUAUCAAAAAAAGAUCAAGUGAAGCAGAUGCAAAUGCUGUUAAGAACUAACGUGCAGCCUACGGGCCAAUCAGAUACCCUAUUGUAGUAUCUGCAAUUAUAGAAAACACAGCAACAGUAAGAUUAUCAUCUAAUAUGAAGUCAAAAUCACAUUUAAAAGAAGCAAGCAUAUCAUAUUUUAUUAUCAUUAUCCCUAGGAUCUCUUAAGUAUAAUUCCAUGAUGACAUGACAGACGCCAUACCAUUUUGGCAAAAUUAGCAAGGUGGCCCUUAACAAAAGAACCUACUUGUACAUAAUGCACCUUUAGAAGGACUGUGUCCUUUGAAGUUAUAAAAUACAAACAACUUUGAAGGCAACAGAAGACUGUUUAUUUAAGUCACUUCUUUGUCAGGUUCCUGCUGUUCUCCUACAGAAAACGGAUUCUAUGAGGCUGAGCAGGAAAUGCCUUGUGGAAACAGGAAGUCCAAGUGAUUCAUGUGCUGGGGAAUGUAGGGGGCAGAAACGGAGGAUAGUGUUUUACUCUUUCUGUUUUUAAAGGGCACUCUAUGAAUUGAUUUAUUGUCUAAGAAAAUAACACCACAAGUCGGGAAAUUGUUAAGGAAGCUUUUCACUGGAACAUUUCCUUCAAUACUCCUUUUUGAUAUGUUUACCUUGUUUUAUAGGUUUACUUUUGUUAAGCUAGUUAAAGAUUUGUCAUAUUAAGGCCCCUUUAAUAUGAAUAAUCCAAAUUGACCUAGAAUCUUUGUGACUUUUUUUCCUAUUAAAAUAUUUAUAUUUCUAAAUCCGAGGUAUUAAAAGGUGUAGUAUCCUGUUUCAAAGGAGAUACAGCAGUUUUGCCAAAUGUAGACAUUGUACAAUUGUAUGUUACUGGCAUGUGUUGUUUACAUUUUGCUGUGACAUUUAAAAAUAUUUCUUAAAAAAAGGUUACUGCUAAAGAUACAUUAUCCUUUUUUAAAAAGUCGCCAUUCAAAUUAAAUUAAUAUAACUAGAAGUUAGAAAGUUUAAAACUUUUCCAUAUAAUGAAAAAAGACCUGAUAAUUUGACAAAUAGCUAUAACACUUCCUAUUACCAACAUAUUUUGGUUAGUAUAUUCCUUCAGAUUAAAAUGACUUUUUGUCAGUUAUUUUGCAUUAAAAUAUGGCAUUCCUAAGAUAAAAUUGUAUAUUUUCUCCAUCUCAUAAAUAUACAUUUUCUUUAAAGUCUUUUUUUCAAUUUCAUAAAAAAGGGAUAGUGCAUCUUUUAAAAUACAUUUUAUUUGGGGAGGAACAUGUGGCUGAGCAGACUUUUGUAUAAUAUUACUUCAAAGAUAUGUAACGAAGAACAAAAAAAAGCCUAUUUUUUAUAAUGUCACUUGAGAGAGCUUCAUCAGUACAGUUGGUGGACGUUAAUUUGUUUGAAUUUGAUAUUCUUUGAAUUUAAUCAAGAAACUACCUGGAACCAGUGAAAAGAAAAGCUGGACUUAAAUAAUCUUAGAGCUAAUUGAUAAUUGUCUCUUUUAAAAUCUACUGUAUUUAUUAUAAUUUACACCCUUGAUGGUGAUUUCUUGUUUUGUGUUGUAAAUAUAUUGUUUGUAUGUUUCUCUUCUUGCCUUCUGUUAUAAGUCUCUUCCUUUCUCAAAUAAAGUUUUUUUUAAAAGAUCCCCUUUCAUACAUAUGGCUUUGUGUAAAUUUGAUAUCUAAUCGAAUUCGAAGCUCAUGCAAUAGGUGUCACAUACCAAAAUAUAUUGCCAUUCUUUGUUGAAACAGAAAAACAAACAUAUUUUGAGUAGUUACUUCUAUGCCAUUAAAAAUAAUAAAUCCAACAAUAAUGAUUUUAAAGUAUUUAUGUCAGCCAUGAUCAAGUAGCAAAUACAGGUAAAAUUUGUUGCAUUUUUAAUACCCCAGUGUGGCCUUUUCCAUGAUAUGUUAUCAUCUUGAUGUCAAUAUAAAAUUUUAUGUAAAUAGAUGUCAAUUCCUAACUUUUCUCAACUUAAAAAAGUUAUUUUAAUCAGAUUAAUGUAAUCCCUUGAAUAUAACAAGCACUCAAUAAAUAUGAAUAUAAAUAAUUUAUCAUGUAUUAUAACAGUACUAUCUACUACAGUGAGAGUCUGACCUCUAAGUAUAAAGUGAUAGUACAUAAAUUUAAAGAGAAAGGAGUAAUUAAAUUACCUCACCUUAGAUGGAAAUAAUUAUUUAAUACGACUGUGAGAAAUAAGGAGUCUGACUCAGGUAAAGGGAACUGGGCCAGACACAUCCCCCAGGCCAUGCCAGACCUUGUUCCUCUUCUGGUCAAUUGCUAGCAAAACUUAUUAGCCAAUAGUUCAUAAUGUGUUGUUGUGUAUUUGGUUCAAUAGGUUAAAAAUAUUUGUUGUAUUUUCUUUGAUCCCCUUAACCUAACUGAUAGUGUCAUACAAAUUAAAGUUACUCUAAGUCAUAACAGUAUUGCCCUAGACUGUUAAAAAUACUGGAGCUAAUAUCAUUGACUAUUAUAAAAUGGACUAUCAUUCCAUAAUGCCAUACAUUUGAUAAUUUGGUCAGAAUUGUGGGAAUAUCUUCGGUAUUAGUCAUGCUUUCCUGAAAAUUGCCUUUGGACUGUAAAAUUACAAGAUGAACUAGGUACCAGCCAUCCUCAAAAAAGAGAUGGAGGAUUCAAUUAGAUAAUGGUUUUAUACUGUAUGUUUGAUUUCCAAAGUGUAAAGUGGCUAUUUCAAUAAAAAGCAUCAGUCUCAGCUUUUCUGAAGAAAGUUUUUCUCUUUUCUGAAGAAAGUUUUUCUUCAGAAAAGU